Molecule: messenger RNA, 615 nt
Organism: Symbiodinium natans
Lineage: Eukaryota; Dinophyceae; Suessiales; Symbiodiniaceae
Source: the annotation of a GenBank genome assembly
AUGCACUCUGGCGAUGUGCCGCUGAGACUUCUUUCGCUCCUGGCAUUGUUCCUGCCACUGCCGGGAUCCUUGGCUUCGGAGCCCGACUCCGCCUACUUCCUCGGCGCCAGCGAGGCCAAUGAUUCCAAGAGGAUCUCGGAGAAGGGAGAGGUCGACGAAUUUCUGUCCAAGUUCCUGUCGCCUGACUCAAGCAUGAGCACCAUGCUGGCAGUGUAUCGCCCCUGGUCAGUCUACAAACAAAGCCACCUGACCGUGGCACGUGCACUGCACACGUGGCUGCGGCCUACUGCUCCGACUAUUGCAGUUUACGAGUGCCACAACUGGGAGCCUGACAACGCCCUCUUGCGUGAAUGGCUACGCCGCAACGUACCAGACAUCUGGCCUGGCAAGUACAUGUCGCUGAUGCUUCGCGUGCAGGGCGGCCGGGUGGUUCGAGGCUCCACGCACGCCGCACAAGCGACGAAGUGCCCACACUGCUUGCUGAGGACGCUGUACGGGGAGGGUGAGCACAACCUACCGAAGUCCGACGACGCCAGCUGCGCGCCUGCGAGCUAUCUCCACGACGGUGUGUCGUGGACUGGGGACUGGAGCUGUUCCAGUGUCACUGAGCUUUAG